Molecule: messenger RNA, 3799 nt
Organism: Salarias fasciatus (jewelled blenny)
Lineage: Eukaryota; Metazoa; Chordata; Actinopteri; Blenniiformes; Blenniidae
Gene: arhgef2b
Product: rho/rac guanine nucleotide exchange factor (GEF) 2b
Exons: 21
Coding region: 107-2815 (902 amino acids)
Biological process (GO): actin filament organization; positive regulation of neuron differentiation; cell morphogenesis
Cellular component (GO): cytoskeleton; ruffle membrane
Molecular function (GO): microtubule binding; guanyl-nucleotide exchange factor activity
Source: RefSeq, a predicted model, not a curated record
CUGCGGACUGCUCCGGGACCAGAACCGAGCGCGUUCUCACAGGGACUAACGGGAAUCGAACAGUGAUCAGGAGCCGGUCAGGGGGCGGUUCGGUCUGUCGGACGGGAUGUCCCGGCUACUGGAGAGCAGGCGGCAAGACAGGAUGAAGGAGAUCAACCAGAAGAACAAGGAGAAGGAGCGUCUGAAGGAGAGGGAGAAGGAGGCCCGAGAGAGGGAGGCCCGAUCCAGCAACGGCCACCUCUUCACCUCGCUGACGGUGUCCUCCACCACCCUCUGCUCCUCCUGCAACAGGAGCAUCACGGCUAAAGAGGCUCUGAGCUGCCCAGCCUGUAAUGUCACCAUCCAUAAUCGCUGCAGAGACAGUUUGGCCAGCUGUGCCAAGAUGAAGCAGAGGCAACAGAAGCUGGCGCUGGCCAGAAACAGUUCAGCCCUGCAGAACGUCGCCCUGCGGACCAAAACCCCGAUGAUGAAGGAGCGUCCGAGCUCGGCCAUCUAUCCCUCCGACAGUCUGCGUCAGUCUCUGCUGGGGUCCAGGCGGGUCCGCUCCGGCCUCUCGCUCGCCAAGAGCGUCUCCACCAAUAACAUCGCCGGGGGCUUGGAGGAUUCGGUCGGUCUCAGGAGGAUCUUGUCUCAGUCCACAGAGUCUCUGAACUUCAGGAGCAGGACUCUGUCCAUGGAGUCUCUGACGGAUGAGAGUGAGUGGUGGUGGAGCCCCCUGCUGGAGGAGCUGCAGGUGGAGGGCAGCUGUGUCCAGGCGGACAGCUGGAGUCUGGCUGUGGAGCCCAACUUCCUGCAGACGCUCCACAAAGACCUGAUCAAGCAGCAGGACGUCAUCUACGAGUUCAUCCAGACGGAGUUCCAUCACGUGCGGACGCUGCGGAUCAUGGAGGGCGUGUACCGGCGGGGGAUGCAGGAGGAGGUGAUGCUGGAGCCGGGGGUGGUGCACACCAUCUUCCCCUGCCUGGACCAGCUGCUGGAGCUGCACUCCGGCUUCCUGGCGGAGCUGCUGAGCAGGAGGAGGGAGGGGCUGGCGGACGGCAGCUCCACCAACUUCACCGUGCGGCGGCUGGGAGACCUACUGCUCAGACAGUUUUCAGGGCAGUCCGCUGACGACAUGAAGAAGGUUUACUCGGAGUUCUGCAGUCGACAUCCGAAAGCCGUUAAACUCUACAAAGAAGUAUUGAGUCGAGACCGACGGCUGCAGCAGUUCGUUCGGCGUGCGUGUCGCGGUCCGCUGCUCCGCCGUCACGGCGUCCAGGAGUGCAUCCUGCUGGUGACGCAGAGGAUCACAAAGUAUCCAGUGCUGAUCCAGCGGAUCCUGGACAACACGAAAGGCAAUGAGAAGGAGGUGCAGGCCCUGAGCCAGGCGCUGGCCAAGCUGAAGGAGCUGCUGAGCGCCGUGGACCUGGAGGUCCUGGAUCUGGGUCGGGCUCGGAGGCUGCAGGAGAUCCAGGCCAGGCUGGACCCGCGGGCGCAGGCGGAGGUCCGCGGCGGAGGCGUGUUCCGGGGGGGAGAGCUGCUGCGGAGGAAGCUGCUGCACGAGGGAACGCUGCUCUGGAAGCUGCAGGGCUCCCGGAUGAAAGACGUACAGGUGCUGCUCAUGUCGGACAUCUUGGUUUUUCUUCAGGAGAAGGAUCAGAAGUUCACCUUUGCAUCACUUGACAAGUCUCCAGUGAUCUCGCUGAACAACCUCAUCGUCAGGGACAUAGCCAAUCAGGAGCGAGGGAUGUACCUGAUCAGUGACUCCACCCCUCCGGAGAUGUACGAGCUGCACGCCUCCUCCAAAGAGGACCGGCGGACCUGGAUGAGCCGCAUCCAGCAGGCCGCCCUCAGCUGUCCGUCGAGGGACGACUUCCCGCUCAUCGAGACUGAAGACAAGGCCUUGCUGCGGAGACUCAGAGCCGACAUCCAGCAGAAGGACCGCGAGGUGCUGGAGCUCCUGCAGGAGCGCGUCACGCUGUUCUCCGACCUGGUGCAGGCCACGGCGCACGGCGAGUCCGAGGGAGAGACGGUGGCGGAGGUCAGGCCCCCGUCCUCCAACAGGAACCUGUUCAGGGCCGACACUCCUCACGCCCCCCGGGCGGAGCCGCUGCUCCUGGCGGCCAUCAGCGAAGUGGACAGGCUGACGGAGCUGCUGUCUCACUCCAGCAUCCAGAAAUCCUCCGUCGUCAACGGGAGUCCAGACCUCAGCAACGGAGACUCUUCUUCUCUGAACGGUUCGUUCGACUUGGACGGAGGUUCUUCGAAGGACAGAAAUGGAAACCAGCUGCAGGAACGAAGCCUGAACGAGGAAGUCCGUCAGCGACUGGUCAAUGUGAGCACGCAGCUGUUUGCCCUGCAGGCAGCGGUGAUUCGUCAGGACUCCAUCCUGGAGCUGUCGCUCAGCGCUGGCCCCGCCCCCUCCGCCACCCCGGCGUCCGCCCCGGCGCCCCGCCUCAGCCGCUCCGUCUCCAGGGACACGGGGCUGGACGCCGCCGGCGAGGUGGGGCUCCUGCGGCGGCAGGUGGCGGUGCUGCAGGACGAGGUGGCGCGCCUGCGCCGGAGGGGGGAGGAGUCGGUCCGGGAGGCGGCGAAGACGAGCGUCAAUGGCGAGGCGAGCAGCGCCACCGCGGGCGAGCAGGGGAAGAACAGGCGGCGGGGCAGUAAGGACCUGGAGUUCCGCCCCCUCGCCCCCCUCGCCACCGAGGAUCCAGUCGACCAGUUAGACGGCGUCCAAGAAGGGAACGAUGAAGAGGAGGAGGAGGUGAUGAAGAUUUCUCCUCGGUCCGACAGUCCCAGAGACCUACAGGACAUCCCGGAGGAGAGCGAGAGUUAGCAGCGCCCGGAGCGACGCCGUCGUGUUCCGUCUCCCCGGAGUCUCCGAUCGAAACCGCGGGAGUGGGCGGAGUUAUCGGGGUGGAAUCCGGGGCUUAGCUGCGUAGGUAGGGUUUGGUGGAGGCGGGCGGGGCUACAUUCAGUCCAAAGCUUGACGCUUCUGUCUGCUCCAAACCAACCGAUUCAUCCGUCGCCGUGUUUUCGAUGAUUCUUUCAAUGUCUGAGUAUUUCAGUCUCUGGAUGUUUGAAUUUGUCUGAGUCUUUGAAUCUCUGAAUCCUUGAAGCUUUUGUUUAUUUUUUAUCUCUGAUUCUUGAAGAGUCUCAGGUAGAAAGCUGUAGUCAAAUGAAGCAGGAACCUUUUCCUUUCUUUGUUGGUGAGGACUGUACAUAAACACUGAGAAGAUGUAAAACUGGUCCAGAUCCUGGCCUGAUGCGGAUCACGGUGGCUUUCUGUGUGGCUCAUUUGUUUGAUACCGAUGUGUUUAUUUAUUCUUCAAGCUGAUAUCAAGUCAAACAGCCACCACACUACAUUUCCCACAAUGCCUUUGGAUCUGAAGCCACUCGUUUAGACUGAGAGAUUAUAAUCUGUUUAUUUAUACAGAGACAUGAGAAGUAAACAUAGUUUUAGAAACGUUUGAUUCUUCACUGUAAGGAGUGUUGAUCCAAAAGAAGAAUCUGUUUGUCUGUUUAUUUGUUUGUUUGUUUGUUUGUUUGUUUACCAAAAAUCUGCUGGAUUUAGGAACUGAAAAGCUGAAGUAACUGAAUUUCUUCAUGUUUGAUGAGAUAUCAAAACAAAAGCCUUUGAAACGUUGGCCUGGGUGGGGGCGGAGCUUCCACAGAUUGUGGGCGGGAUUUAAUGCUGAAUUGUUUUCAAGGGAGCAUGUUAGCAUGUUUUUUAUACUGUGUCAGACUCGCAAAUGUGUGUGACGUAAAAAAAAAAAAAACUACGAAGAAUCUUUUUGUCAACGUUUAUGAUGCAAAAUGU